AUGUCGAGCCUGGGGCAGUCGGGUCCUAACAGCCAUCCGGGCCUCGCCUUUCCUCAGCCAGGCAUUCGACGCAGUCACGGCGGUCCUGGAGGCUUCCCUCCUCUACACGCGAACCCGGCAAACAAACCAUCACCCGGCCCUCACAACGCGUCUCCUUAUCAACAACAGGCUUACACGCCUCAGCAGCCUACCCAGGCUCAAUACCCUCAUCAUCUCUUCCAGACCCAGACGCCCGUCAAUGGCAACGUUAACGGCACCUCGCGUCCCCCGAGCCACGUCCCCAAUGCCGCCACCCUCGGACGCCAGAGGGGUCCUCCCUCGCGGCAGCAGAUGCCUCAACAGAGCGCGCCCUCCAUGUUCCUUCCCUUGGGAGGACAACAAAACCUUGGCCACCAGCAGAGCCUGAGCCAACAACACGUCUUGGGGCAGCAGCAGGGCCUAGGGGGACAACAAGGACUCGGUCAACAACAAGGACUUGGCCAGCAGCAGAGCCUGGGCCAUCAGCAAGGCCUCGGUCAACAUGGCCUCGGUCAGCAGCAAGGUCUGGGACAACAACAAGGCCUGGGGCAGCAUCAAGGACUCGGUCAGCAGCAAGGGCUUGGUCAGCAGCAGCAACAGCAGCAUCAACAACACCAGCAGCACCAGCAGCACCAGCAGCAGCAUCAGCAGCAGCACCAACAGCACCAGCAACCUCAACAGCACCAGCAGCACCAACAACAUCAGCAACAUCAACAGCAACACCAUCAACAGCAGCAGCAGCACCAGCAGCAAAACCUGGGUCAGCAGAGCCUUGGCCAGCAGAGCUUGAGCCAGCAAGGGUUGAGCCAACAGAGUCUCGCCCAGCAAAGCCUCGGCCAACAGAGCCUCAACCAGCAACAGACGUUGAGCCAACAACAACAGCAGAGCAUUGCCCAGCAGCAGCAGCAACAUCAACAACAGCAGCAGAGUCUGAGCCAGCAGCAAAAGUUGAGCCAACAACACAGCCUCAACCAGCAGCAGCAAAACCUGAACCAGCAGCAAAUUAAGAGCGAGCCGAUUAUACCUCAACAGCAACAACAGCCUCAGCAGCCGACGCCAAAGCCUGCCGUGCAGCAAGUCCCGCAGGCUCAGCAGAUACAGCAACAGGUUCCGCAGCAGGUCCAGCAGCAGGCUCAGCAAGUGCCGCAAGUUCCUCAGGUCCAACAGGUGCAGCAGGUGCAACAGCCUGCCCAACCCCGGCCUGAGACCCCGGCUCAGGCCAGCGAACACCAUGGAGACAGCAUGGAGGUGGAAACCCUCGCUGAAGAUGGUGACUCGCUUGAGCCUAAGAUGAUUGAUGGCGCCCCGUUCGUGCCUAGACAGCCAAUGGGCGAGAUGAUGUCUGCUCCCCCAGAGGGAGGUAGCUACCCGACGUUGGAGGCGGUCCACAAGAGUGUGCUUGCGUACUGCACCUCUGUUGGGUACGCGAUUGUUAUUGGUCGUUCAAAGAAGACGGUUCCCGGUCUAAAGAAGGUGUUGUUUGUAUGCGACAGGGCGGGCAAGCCCCCCAGUCGCGUCAGCCCCGAGUUCCGCAAGCGCAAGACGUCUUCCCGAAAAUGCGAUUGCCAAUUUGGCUUCUUUGCCAUUGAGCAGCGAACUCAGUGGACAAUCCGAUACCGUCCAGAUCCUCAGCAUCUGCAGCACAACCAUGGUCCGAGCGAAAGCCCCCUCCUCCACCCGGCCGCUCGCAAGCUGGACAGCAAGAUGGUUGCCGCCGUCAAAGCGCUCAAGGAAAAUGGGGUUAGUGUUAACGAGACACUGGAAAUAUUGCAAAACGAAAACCCACACGUUCCUCUACUUCCUCGCGAUAUCUACAACGCACGAGCGGCGAUCAAUAGGAAUCCUCAAAAGGUGGCGACGGGGCUAGCUGAGAACCGACCAGCCAUCUACAGCAAGCCUCACCCAACGGCGGAGGAGCGCAUCCGGGCAGACCUACGAAAGGAGCUCGCCAAGACGAAGGAAGACUUCGACAAGUACAAGGAGGACAAACAAAAGGAGAUUGAUGAGCUGAAGAAGACGCUGGAGGAGAAGGAGCAGAUAAUUGGGCGAUUCGAGAUGUUUAUCGACAUUUGCAAUCAGCGGGUCAUGGUUCAACGGGAGAGGCUCGGGGAUGCGUCCGGGGCGGCCAACGGUGGCAACUAG
Colletotrichum aenigma is the source of this 2160-nucleotide messenger RNA. Its product is annotated as PKS-NRPS hybrid synthetase. The record is from RefSeq and is a predicted model, not a curated record. NCBI's taxonomy places the organism in Eukaryota, Fungi, Ascomycota, Sordariomycetes, Glomerellales, Glomerellaceae. Bases 1 to 2160 code for a protein of 719 amino acids. The transcript has 2 exons.